This is a messenger RNA of Culex pipiens pallens (northern house mosquito), 7062 nucleotides long. RefSeq names its product serine/threonine-protein kinase PLK4 (gene SAK). Gene Ontology annotation, molecular function: protein kinase activity; ATP binding; protein binding. The record is from RefSeq and is a predicted model, not a curated record. Gene Ontology annotation, biological process: protein phosphorylation. Bases 228 to 2846 code for a protein of 872 amino acids. Lineage: Eukaryota; Metazoa; Arthropoda; Insecta; Diptera; Culicidae. The transcript has 5 exons.
AACUCCCCAUUCAAAAAAGUUGGGAGAGAGCAUAAAAAUUCCAACGACGCGUUCUGUUUACCAAAAUAAGCCGAUAAGAGUUUCUUUUCUUUUUUUGAUUUUGCAAAAUUGCUACAUUUUGAAAGCGUAAAAUAUGAUUUAUUUCUGAUAAGUUGAACUAAGUGCAACGCAGUGUGUUCGUGUAUUUUUAGUUUUGUUUUUGAAGUUGCGAUUUCUUGCGGGUCAAAAUGCUCAACAACUUUGGCGAGUGCAUCGAGGAUUUCGAAGUGUUCGAGCUGCUCGGAAAGGGCGGAUUCGCCAGCGUUUACCGGGCAAAAUGCUGCCGAACGGGGAUUUUGGUUGCCAUCAAAAUGAUCGACAAAAAGCUGAUGCAGUCCUCGGGGAUGGCAAACCGAGUUCGACAGGAGGUCAGCAUUCACUCUCGGUUGAAGCACCCGUCCAUCCUGGAGCUGUACACCUUCUUCGAGGACGCCAACUUCGUGUACCUGGUGCUGGAGCUGGCCGAAAACGGAGAACUUCAGCGCUAUCUCCGCGACACCAAGAAGACCUUUAACGAGUACGAAGCGGCUACCGUGCUGAAGCAGGUCGUCGACGGACUGCUGUACCUUCACUCGCACCAGAUCCUGCACCGGGACAUGUCGCUGGCGAACCUGUUGCUGACCAAGCAGAUGACCGUCAAGAUCUGCGACUUUGGGCUGGCGACGCAGCUGUCGCGACCGGACGAGAAGCACAUGACGCUUUGCGGAACGCCGAAUUACAUAUCUCCGGAGGUCGCAUCCAGGGCAUCGCACGGUCUUCCGGCGGACGUUUGGGGCUUGGGCUGUAUGCUGUACACGUUUUUGGUGGGCAGGCCACCGUUUGACACGGACGGAGUCAAGUCUACGCUCACGAAGGUGGUCAUGUCCAACUACACGCUGCCGUCGCACAUCUCGCAGGAAGCGCGAGAUUUGAUCGAUCGGCUGUUGAAAAAGAACCCGGCGGAACGCAUCAAGCUGGACCAGGUGCCGCUGCAUCCGUUCAUGCAGAAGGCGUCGUCGUUCGAAAAGUGCCAAGGUGGGACGCUAGCGUCCUCCGACAGUGGCAUCAUGACCAUCUCGAGCGGCAAUCGAUCGAACAUUCCGUCAAAUUAUAGCCAAGAGCGCUACCAGCCUCCAGUUCAAAUGCCUCUGCGCUACCAACCGAUCAGCGAAGACUUCCAGGAGAGCAUACUUCCGGUGCGACCUCAAUCAGCCGCCUACGGCCGACCACAGACGUCCGAUUUCUACUCCGGGUUCAGCGGAGACCAGCAGCAGCGACCUUCGACCGCGCAACCGCCCUUCGUCCAUCACAUGAACCAGAUCUCGCUGCUGCAGCAGUUCAACAGCCUCGAACUGAUGGAAAAGUACAACGUCAACAAGGCCGAAGUGGUCAGCGUAGGACGGUCCAACUCGACAGGGAGUUCCGGGUUGAUGCCGAGGCAGGAUCAUCACCACCACCCGCCACAGAUUUCCCUUCUCAACUCGCGACCCAAGUCGGCUUCGGUUUCGGUGCUGAACGGCGAGCAUUACGGAUUCUACGGCGACAAGGAAAAUUACCGCCAGGCUGAGAAUGGCGCGACGGAGUCAGAACCGCUCAAUCCGAGGAGUUAUGACUUUCUUGACCAGUUUCAGCCAAGAGACAAUCAUCGCAAGAGUCCGCCCCGCCAUAGCAAGCGCAUUGACAUUCCGCCACUGACGACGGCCCGCCUCCAGCCCAACCGCCACAAAACCAAGAACGCCAUCCUGAGCAUUCAACCCAACGGCGAGGUCGUGCUAGAAUUCAUCAAGUACAAGUCCCGCGCCAAAGUGGAUCGCGUAGUGGACGUGUGUCGCAUUUCGUCCGACGGGUUGCGCUUCGUGCUGUACCAUCCGGACGGGGGGAAGGGCGUGGCGGUAAAGGACGAGCCGCCCGAUUUGCCACCGGGCGGGGCGGACGCCAUCUUCAGCUACGAGAAUCUACCCGAAAAACACUGGAAGAAGUACGCGUACGCGGCCAGGUUCGUGCAGAUGGUGAAGGCCAAGACGCCCAAGAUUACGUACUACAGCGAGCGGGCCAAGUGCCAGCUGAUGGAGACGCUGGAGGAUUACGAGGCGAACUUUUACAGUGGAACGAAGGUGAUCAAAUCGCCCCACGAAGGCACCAAAAUUGUAGAUAGCACCGGACGCACCUUCAAAGACACCACCGCCACCCUCAAUUCCGCCCUGACAAUGGAGUUCGAGCACUUCCAGCAAACGUUCGACCACUGCCUCAACAUCGAGCAAGCCCUCUCGGCAAUCCACACCGGAAACACCUUCCCACUGAUCAUCGGACGACGACCUGCUACUGCAACGAGCAACCACGAGAACAGCGUAUCAACCCCCCAAACUCCCCACCACAACCCCCACCAACUCUCCUCAUUCGCCAUGUCGGUCAACUCGGCCGCCACGACCAACAGCCGACGACCUCCGUGCCCAAAAGCAGCGCCCUCUUUUUCCUCCAACGUGGCCACCAAAAAGUGCACCAUCCCCGGCGUCGGCACCGCCGUCCAACUCUCGCAGGGCGUCGUCCAGGUUCAGUUCGUAGACGGCGCAACCCUGUCGCUAAUCCCGAUCGAGCAGGGUGGCGGAGUGACGUUUUCACCGUGCUUCGGAACGCCGCUGCAGCACUACUCGGCCCAGCAGCAGCAGGACGAUCCGGCGUCGCUGCCGGGCACGUUGCGCGACAAGCUCGGCCAGAUGUCGCUGGUGUUGAGGGAGUUGAAUGCCACCCCCGUGCCGUCCAUUCCGUUCAACUUCCUCGAGGGAUCCGCGUCGUCACCGCGGACGCCGUUGACGCGGUUUUUGCGGUAGAAAUUGUUUAUUUGAAUAGUUUGUAGCAGAUUGUUGACGCUAUGCACACUCUUUCUUUUAACUAGUUGACCCUCUCCCUGUACUGAUGUAAUUUAUUAUGUAGAAUCUAUAUUUAAUAAAAUAAAGACAAUCAAUCAAAGCGGGGAGUUGUUUCUUUUGUGCUCUAUCGAAGAAAGAAACGCCAUUCUUAAAAUUCUGAACCAAAAAGUUCAUUCUCUCUAAAAAGGUUGCUUGCUUUAUUCGAAAAGAUCGUUCUAACAAAACUUGACCUGACUUCUAGUGCGUGUCUGUGUAUGUUUGUGUGUGUUUUCUAAACGUCGUCUUUUUUGCUUUUCAUGUCGUCCUCGAACAUACUACGUAUAAUUCCAGGCGUAAAAACUUAGGGUGGGUCACAAUUUCGUUCGACAAACGUGCAACGAAAAUGGUUUCAAAUGUUACGAUAAGCAGUUUUUUUUAAAUGGAGCAAGCGAGAUUGUACGCAGCGUAACUUCUAGUGUUCAAAAAUGGUGUUGGCAUUUAUGAGAAAUGGAAGGGGGAUGAUAAAGCAUUUAGUUUGCAGCAGUGGGAUUAACGGGGAAAACAGCAGCGCAGGGGUAACAUCUAACAUGAGAACAAACGAUUUUACGAAACGCGAUAGGUAGUAUUAUUAUGAUUUAAGCAACACUCACCGGUGGUGUAGUGAAAGUUGUUCGAACUAAACUGUAAAUUUGUAAAAUUCUGAAACUUUAAGUUCUUAAAAAACAUAAACUUUGAAUUAGAAUACAUAAGAAUGCUUCUUUCUGCAGUUGCAAUAACACGUAUUUAUUUCAGUUUACUGUAUGCAAUCAAGUUAUCUAAAAGGAUUGAUUAGAGAAGAGACAAAGAGACUUCUCACUUUUUUUCAUUGAGAAGCCGAAAAAAAAUAACUUAAAUACAUAUUUCACUUUCUGUGCAACGACAUAAAAAAAUUAAACCCAGUUUUUGACGAUUUUUUGUUUUUAAAUCUGGACUUUUUUAAAGGUCCUAUAAACAAAUCUGGAGUUUUUUUUUAAAGGCCCUAUAAGAUAUUGUGUUUCAUACGUUUAUAGGACCUUUCCAUAAAAACUCUAUAAAUGUAAACAUUGAGUGUAUCCCGCCUACUCCGUUGAUAUAAAGUGUGAAGGGGAUACACUCAAUGUUUACAUUUGUUUGUAAGGCUUUACCAAAAAAGUCUAGAAAUAAUCUCUCAUCUUGGGAUGCAAUUAAGUAAGUAAAACAUCAAAUAACUUUAAAAAUGUUUUUUUUUUACUGAAAACAGUUUCUUUCAAUGACAAAAUUAAAUUCGAAAAUAUUAAUCCAAAUCUUCAUAAAAAAGUAAGCGAUUACAAUAAAAAAAAAACAAUAACCAAAAAUCCGAAUACGAACUAAAAAAAUAAAUCUAAAAAUUUCCCCGAAAUGUAGAUCUUCAAUAUUUUUUUUGUCUUAGAAUUAACAUUCUUCCAAAAAAAAAAUAAAUAAAUUGAAAUAACUUAGAUACUUUUCAGAAUCUCAAGAAAAAGCAUUAAUUUCCAAAGAAUGUUUUUAAUAUAAAAACAGUUUACAAAAAAUAUAUAUAGAAACCAUCGAACUUUUUUAUAAAAAAAUCUGGAAAAUUGAUCAUUUCAGUAAAAAUUAAACUGAGCAACACAUUUCUGGGAAAACACUUUAAAAUCAGAGAAAAAACAUAAAUAAUCAGCCUUUAUUAUGAUUAAAUUGUAUUCUUGAUUUUAUAAAGUUUUUAUGCGCAUCCUAGGAAUAGAUUUUCGUCAACUAUUUAAGCGGAAUGCAAUAACAAUGUUUCGGCUGUAACUGCCAUUGAAAUUUAGAGCAUCCUAAAUUGAAAUUGGUGGUAAUAUCUGAGAUCUGGCUUUCACAAAGUUCACAAAUAACACUUAAGUGCAAAUAACUUUUGAUAGGGUUGUCCGAUCUUCAAUCUACUGAACUCGUUGGAAAGGUCUUUUGAUUAUCUAUCCAACGACAGGUCGCAUGAUAGAUCCGGACAACGUUUUUGUCAAAAUAUCUUAGAUCCGGUCUCUAAAAAGUUCAUAAAUAACACAUAAGUGCUUAUAACUUUUGAUAGGGGUCAGAUCUUCAAUCUUUCGAACUCGUUGAAAAGGUCUUUCAAAUACAUUUCUAAAAAUGUAAAAAAAGACGAGGUUUUUUACAAAAACCACUCUUUUUACAAUCUUCUGGACUUUUGUUAAAAUGGUUUUUUUUUUGCAUAACUUUUGGAGUACAUACUUAACUAAAUUUUAUCAUUUUCAAUAGCGACUUAUGGGACCCUAAGACGGUCCAAAUCGGGUCAGCCAGUCACUAGCGUGCACAGGGUGGGGCAACGGCCCCACCAUUCUCUGAAAUUUGUUCUAAAUUUGGUCAUGGGUUGUCCACAAAUGACGUAUUUUUCAAAACGUCCUUAUUAUUGCCCCACCUUCCUCAAAGAGCUGGGCACGCUGGUGCAGCCAGUACCGAGAUAACUCUGUGCAUAUUUUUUUGGUCAACAUCCCACCCAGACAUUUGCUUGAUUCUGAGUCGAUAGGUGUACAUGAAGGUGGGUCUAGGAGGUCAAAUUAAGAAUUUCGUUUUUCGAGUGAUUUUAUAGCCUUUCCUCAGUAAACUGAGGAAGGCAAAAAGCCAAGCAUAAACGUGAUGGCUAAGUGCUUAAAAUUAGUUAAUCUUAAAUUAUCUAUUUAAUUUCAUUAUUUAUUAAACAUGAUGACAUUUAGGCAUUUGCUUGGAAAAUUAUUUUCACCAAGUUCCCUUUUAAUUUUGUGAAUUUAAUAUAUUUUUCUUCAAUUGCCAAUCUCAAGUCAGAAACGUUUGCAUAUUUGAAAAAAAAAAAUAAAAAUAGACACAACAUCAAAAUUAUUUGUUUGACACGAAUUAUUAUUUUUUCAACAAAAUAUUACAAAAAGUUAUUUUGUAACUAGUAAGCUUAGGAUUCCAGACUUUUUCCGAUUUUUUGACAAAAACCUAUGAUUCCCGACAUGAAAAUAUAUCCUUUAACAGAUCUAGGAACACUGUCAUGAGAUAUCCUAAACAAAGUGAAAUUAAAAAAAAAAAUUUCAUGAAAAUAAUUUCUGCGACCUUAUGUUUAUAUAGACUAGACAUUUCAGCUUCGAUAAAGUUUGACGAUCUGGCAACACAGUCAUUAGAUUCCAAUACUUAAGUAAAAUGUGUAUUUUUAUCAGUGAAUUGGAUCCUAAAAUUAUGCUUAAAUUUGUAAUAUUAUUGUUCACAAAGAUUAAGCUUAUUUUUCUGAGUACAAUGACCUGUUGUACGACCGCAAAGGAUUUAGAACGGAAAUCAAUUUAAUAAAAUUAACUUCGCGACCCUUCUUGACAGAAAAUGUCCUACUUGACAGCUCUCUCCAAGAGGACCAUAGUUGAUCCAUCGGAAAAUGUUGUCCUGGUAUUUUUUUUUGCAUUAAAAUGAAAAAAAAGGAAUCAGAAAUAGUUUUUAAUCGUGUUUUUUUAUAUUGUGCAUAAGAAUUGACACAGGGCUUGAGGACCAUAUUGUUUUGGAUAACCAAAAUAAAAUAGGUAUUCACCUUUAGAAUUGGGUACUAAAGCCCUAUGUAAAUUUUUAUGUACAACGGUAAAAAACACGAUUAAAAACCAUUUCUGAGCACUUUUUUUCAUUUUAAUGCGAUUUUUUUUUUGACAAGACAACAUUUUUUCGAUGGAUCAACUAUGGUCCCCUUGGAACGAGCUGUCAAGUAGGAGCUUUUCUGUCAAGAAGGACCGCGAGGUUAAUUUUUCAAAAUUGAUUUAAAAAUCCAUUUUAAACUCUAUGUGGUCGUACAAAGGGUCAUUGUAUUCACAAAAAUAAGCUUUAUCGCUGUAAACAAUAAUAUCAGAAAUCCAAGCUUCAUUUUAGGACCCAAUUGGCAAAGUUGUAUGAUCUGGCAACCCGGUCAUAACAUAUUCUUGCCUCUUGGAUAAAAAUGAAGGCGGAUUUCCAAUAACAUUCGACAACCAGGAGAUAUCUAGUGAAAUUUGGCCUACUACAGAGCAGUAAUUGUAAAAAAUAUAGAAAAAUAAAUAAUUCAUUUUAUGUAUUAGAAAUGUUUAGCAGUUUGACACACGCCAAAAUCAGUUUAAUAAUAUUACCCAAAACAAGUGGUAAAAAAUUACUUUCCACAUUGUUCUGAAAUUGUUUGAAUUUCUACAAUUGAGCAUUUUUGAUCCUCCAAUAAGCUCAAAAUAACUUUCACUACCCA